Branchiostoma floridae (Florida lancelet) is the source of this 2931-nucleotide messenger RNA. RefSeq names its product NADPH-dependent diflavin oxidoreductase 1-like. Gene Ontology annotation, cellular component: cytosol. The transcript has 15 exons. NCBI's taxonomy places the organism in Eukaryota, Metazoa, Chordata, Leptocardii, Amphioxiformes, Branchiostomatidae. The record is from RefSeq and is a predicted model, not a curated record. The coding region runs from base 134 to 1984 and encodes 616 amino acids. Gene Ontology annotation, molecular function: NADPH-hemoprotein reductase activity; flavin adenine dinucleotide binding; FMN binding.
AAUGGUGCAGCAGCCUACUCCGGAAUCACUAGAAGAUGCCAGAGUCUCUCUCUUUGUGACUGGAGUCUAUUGAUGCCUUUUAUCCAGCGUUAUUCCAAGAAAAACGCCGCGACUGCUGCAAAAUUUCAAAGGAAUGGCGGAAGUGAUUUCUCAGAGAGAGCAAAGGAAUCUAUUUUUGACCUCAUCCGUCCCGAUGGAAUCCCGCCAGCUGACGGUCCUAUACGGCAGUCAGACCGGAACAGCGCAGGAUGUGGCAGAGCGCGUGGCGCGGGAGGCCAAGAGGCGCCACUUCUCUACCAAAGUACUCGCCAUGGACCAGUACCCUAUUGCCUCUCUUAUCCAUGAAGCAAUGGUUAUAUUUGUGUGUUCUACAACUGGACAAGGUGAUGAGCCAGACAAUAUGAAGGUGUUUUGGAAGUUUUUGCUGAGGAAGAAUCUCCCCUCCAACUCCUUAUGUCAGCUGAACUUUGCUGUUCUGGGUCUGGGGGACUCCUCCUAUCAAAAGUUCAAUUUCGUGGCCAAGAAACUGCAGAAGAGACUACUGCAGCUGGGUGGAAACCCCCUUCACACCCUCGGGUUGGCUGAUGACCAACAUGAUCUGGGACCAGACGCAGUAGUUGACCCAUGGCUGAACUCCCUGUGGAACAAGGUACUGAGUCUGUACCCACUACCUCCUGACAAGGCCAUCAUCAGUGAACACAUCUUGCCUCCUCCAAGAUACAAAGUAAAGUUUGUAGAUGGAGACCAGGAUAGCAUCAAUGGACUACAUGUACCUACAGACAGUAACAUCACCGGGCCUUCACAGAAUAACCCGUUCUACGCCAGACUGGUGUCCAAUGAUAGGAUCACAGCAGACGACCACUGGCAGGACGUACGACUGAUCAAGUUGGAUGUGUCUGGAUCUGGGCUCAGCCAUGCAGCAGGUGAUGUAGUGAUGAUCCAGCCUCCUAACCUGCCUGAUGAGGUGCAGACAUUCAUCCAGCUUCUCAAACUCAACCCUCAGGACAGGGUAAUACUGCAGCAGAAUGACCCAGAUGUGCAGCUGCCCCCCUCCCUCCCCCAGCCCUGUACCAUACAGCACCUAGUGGAACAGUACUGGGACAUCCAUGCUGUACCCAGGAGAUGGUUCUUCACUCUUCUCUCUUACUUUGCUGACGAUGAAAUGGAGAAAGAGAAAUUUCAAGAAUUCAGCACUGCUGAAGGCCAGGAGGAGCUGUACUCUUACUGUAACCGUCCCAGGAGAACUACCCUAGAGGUGCUGCAGGACUUUCCUCAUGUCAUCAACACCAUCCCUGUGGACUAUCUGUUUGACCUGAUCCCACCCAUCCAGCCUAGGGCUUUCUCCAUAGCUUCAUCUCUGAAGGCCCAUCCCAAUGAAGUGCAUGUAUUAAUGGCUGUGGUGCAGUACCGGACCAAGAUGGUUACACCACGUAGGGGGCUCUGCUCAACAUGGCUGUCCUCUCUCAACCCUCAGAAAGAUGAUGUCAGGGUUCCUAUGUGGGUCAGGAGGGGCACUAUCUCCUUCCCAAAGACACCUGCCACCCCCGUCAUCAUGGUAGGACCCGGCACAGGGCUGGCACCUUUCAGAGGGUUCAUACAGGAACGUACCACUCUUGGGAUUGGAGGAAAUGUUUUAUUCUUUGGAUGUCGGAACAAGGACAAAGACUUCUUCUGUGCGUCAGAAUGGCAGCCACUCGUGGAGAAAGGCUUUCUUUCUUUGUACACUGCAUUUUCAAGGGAUCAGGAGGAGAAAGUUUAUGUUCAGCAGAGAAUAAAAGAGAAUGGAGCUGUGAUCUGGGACCUCAUUCAUAACCAAGAAGCUUGGAUCUUCGUUGCAGGGAAUGCCAAACAGAUGCCCACUGAUGUACAAAGUGCCCUGCAGUCAGUCCUGAUGGACCAUGGGAACAUGGGAGAGACAGAGGCAGACAGAUAUAUCCACUCACUGGAACACAGGCGACGAUACCAAGUAGAAGCAUGGUCAUAACCCCACCAAAACUCGUAGUAGUAACCUUACUGUAAGAAAGUUCUGUGUUGUAGUAGCUGUAUCUAUCAUGAUCUAUAUAGGCAGUUUAACCGCCUUCGACAUAAUACACCAGUUUCUGUAUCUGUAUACCCAGUGCAAUUACCCUUUGGCAUAACACACCAUCUUUGCUCUAUGCAGAGCAGCAGCAGCUGGUUAUAUUACUAUGACCACAUCUAACCUUUGUACAUCUAUCUGCAAAUGUUGCUUUAAAGAUAUCUAGUGAGGAUGCCCCUACUGCACUUGAUGGCAAUGAAUUCCACUCAGUGAUAGUUCUAGGAAAGUAUGAAUAUUUGAACAUAUCAAUCCUUGUAUAAAAACUUUGGUACCUGAAGAUAUGACUAAUGUUGUUCUUGUCUGAAAAAUUGGUAUUAGCGGUAGUAGUGGAAUUUCAGAUGGCCGUGAAAAAACAAAACAAAAACAAACUCGGUAUUACCUGAAAGAUGGCAAUGGUCACUAGCGAGAUGGUGUUCAGGGACAGGUAUGUUUAUCUGUGGGGAUGUCAUUCAGCACCAAGGACUGGCGUGCUUGCCAGUAUGGAAGGCAUUCUGCACUAAGGAAAGGUCUAUGUGGAUGGCAUUCAGCACCAAGGAAAGGUCUGUGUGGAUGGUGUUCAGCACCAAGGACAGAUGUGUUGAACGGUAUGUGGAUGGUGUUCAGCACUAGGCACAAGUCUGUCUACAAUGCUAUACAUGUGCUCCUGUUCCUGAAAUAACAUCAAAACUAUUGAAUAGUACAGAGACCAUAGAGCACACAAAGUCCAAGGCAAAGUCAAUGCUUACAUUUUAUUAGAAGCUAUAUCAUAUAUAACAAUGUUACAGAAAAUUUUACAUGCAGAUCCAAUAUCUUACAUUCAGAGCGAUUAUACUUAAUUGGCAAGACGACAAUAAAGGUUGAAGAAUACUUCUCGA